Messenger RNA from Gossypium raimondii (Peruvian cotton), 2276 nucleotides. RefSeq names its product COBRA-like protein 7. The record is from RefSeq and is a predicted model, not a curated record. Gene Ontology annotation, biological process: cellulose microfibril organization. The transcript is spliced from 2 exons. The coding region runs from base 108 to 2081 and encodes 657 amino acids. Lineage: Eukaryota; Viridiplantae; Streptophyta; Magnoliopsida; Malvales; Malvaceae. Gene Ontology annotation, cellular component: membrane.
GCUGUCUUGUUCGAACACCAAUCCAACGCGUUUCUUUUUUCACUACAAAAAACACUUUCCAUUUUUCGUUGUUUUGAUCUUUCCCUUUCCGAAUCUCAUAUCUUUUGAUGGCUCUGAACCAGAGCUACGAUCUGUUCUUCAUCUUCAUCUUCAACCUCUCACUCCUUUUCAGUCUCUUACCCUUCUCUUUCUCUCAAACCGUCGCCGAUGCCCCAUCACCCGCCGCCGAUACUUGCAAUGGGAUCUUCUUAUCUUACGCUUACACCUCCGGAACCAAGUUAAAACCAACGGAUCCCAAGCACCAGCCGUACAGAUUUGAGUCAGUCUUGACGGUGCUGAAUAACGGCGACGAGAAGCUUAAAUCGUGGAGGGCUUUCGUGGGGUUUAAAAACGACGAGUAUUUGGUUUCAGCGUCGAAUGCGGUUUUGGCUGAUGGGACGAGCUUGCCUACCAAUGUUGGGAACGGUACCAUUUUUGCUGGGUACCCCAUGACUGAUCUGAAAACAGCGAUUGAGACUGCCGGAGAUCUGAAUCAGAUUCAAGUUCAAGUUAAGCUUCUUGGGACUCAGUUUGGAGUGGCGGCUCCUGGUGUUCCCUUGCCUGAAACUAUUCAUCUUGCUAAUGAUGGCUUCCUUUGUCCUAAGCCUUCUUUGCAAGGUAAAAGUGAGAUGCAAGUUUGUUGCACCAAAGACCCGAAAUUCAAGACGAAUGUUACGGUAGAGGAUGAGUUCCUACCUCGGCAAAGUGGUGAUCUUACAAUUAUGUAUGAUGUGACGAGAACGUACGACUCGAACUAUUGGGCACAGGUUACUAUCUCAAACCAUAACCCCCUUGGGCGGCUUGAUAAUUGGAAAUUGAGUUUUGAUUGGAUGAGGGAUGAAUUUAUAUAUACGAUGAAAGGGGCUUAUCCGUAUGUCGUUGAUUCAUCAGACUGCAUAUUUGGUCCGCAAGGACAACACUAUAGGGAUCUAGACUUUGGCAAUGUGUUGAACUGUGAGAGGAGGCCGACGAUUAUUGACCUGCCUCUGACAAAGGCAAACGAUACAACCAUGGGGAUGAUCCCAAAAUGUUGCCGGAAUGGUACUAUUUUGCCACCAACAAUGGACCCUAGCAAGUCAAGUUCAGUAUUCCAAAUGCAGGUCUUUAAAAUGCCACCGGAUCUCAACCGCUCUGAGCUCUCUCCUCCUCAGAAUUGGAAGAUCAAUGGCACGUUGAACCCUAAUUACAAAUGUGGUCCCCCAGUCCGUGUAAGCCCUAGUCAGUUCCCAGACCCAAGUGGCUUGCCGUCGAAUACAACCGUAGUUGCUAGCUGGCAGGUGGUUUGCAAUAUUACACGGCCCAAGAACGCAAGCCCAAAGUGCUGCGUAUCCUUUUCUGCAUACUUCAAUGAAUCAGUUGUCCCAUGCCCGACUUGUGCCUGUGGAUGCCUUCGCAACUCAGCCAACACUUGUAGAGCAAAUGCUACAGCUGUUCUUGUUCCACCUGAGGCACUUCUUGUUCCAUUUGAGAACCGAACUGCUAUAACCAGAGCUUGGGCUGAUCUUAAACACUUUACGGUGCCAAAUCCAAUGCCGUGUGGUGACAAUUGUGGGGUCAGCAUAAACUGGCAUCUUUAUUCAGACUUCUCUCGAGGAUGGAGUGCUAGGAUCACAAUAUUCAACUGGGAUGAAACCGCCUUCCCGGAUUGGUUUGCUGCUGUACAGUUGAAUAAGGCUACCCCCGGGUUUCAAAAGAUGUACUCCUUCAACGGAACAGCCUUGGAGUUGAAUGGCGUUAACAAUACUAUAUUCAUGCAAGGUCUUCCCGGGUUAAACUAUAUUGUUGCAGAAACCGAUGCAGCUAACCCUCAGAAAGAUCCUAGGGUGCCCGGAAAACAACAGACAGUUAUUUCAUUCACCAAGAAAACUACCCCUUCCAUUAACAUUGCUGCAGGUGAUGGAUUCCCCUCUAAAGUGUUCUUCAAUGGCGAGGAGUGUGCACUGCCUUCAAUGCUGCCAACAAACAGCGGUAAUCGAAAGGGCUCAACGACUGUAAUCUCGAUCUUGAUAGCAGUUCUUGUGUUCAUGCUGGUUCAACAAUAGCUACAAAUGUGCCAUUAGUUGUGGUUGUGUUGGUCUUUUCUGCAGGUUCUUCUCUUUUGUUCAUGUUGCAUGAAUAGCUUGGAUGACAUGGAUUUUACAAUAUAGGGCAAUGGGGGAAAUCCCCCCACUGAUUUUGUUUUUUUUGGGUAUUCUGUAAUUAUUUAUUUAUUGAUCCAAAUGAAUUUAUUUUUUUCA